GAGAGCAGCAUUUCCUGCUUUUGUAAUUGACAGGUUCUGUCUCCGCCCACUCUCCUGGAGGCUGCUGCUCAGUGCGGCUACUCAGCCAAGCUUAUCUCUCCUCAGCACUCCUCUCUCUCUCUCUCUCUCUCUCUAGGAUGGCCAUGAAUCUAUCAACCCUGACGAUGGAGGCAAAUCCUAGUUGGGCAGCUCAAAGGAGCAGCUUUAAUGGCGGAGGAAUGCCGGUAAUUCAGAGAUCUCGACUUCCCCAUACUCGGAGGGUCGUCGUUUGCUCUGUGAAGUCGGCCGCAUCAUCCUCCCAAAUGGUCGUCGCGGCGGAGAAGGCGGCUGCUGAGGCGCAAAGUCGAAUCGGGUCGCUGAGUCAGGUGGCGGCUGUGUUGGGUUGUCAAUGGGGCGACGAAGGCAAAGGGAAGCUCGUCGACAUCUUGGCCAAGCACUUCGACAUCGUCGCUCGCUGUCAGGGUGGAGCUAAUGCUGGACACACUAUCUACAAUGCAGAAGGCAAGAAGUUUGCUCUUCACCUUGUUCCUUCAGGUAUUCUUAAUGAGGACACCUUAUGUGUUAUUGGAAAUGGAGUUGUGGUGCAUCUACCUGGACUAUUUAAGGAAAUUGAUGGCCUUGAAUCCAAUGGGAUCUCCUGUAAGGGAAGGAUUUUGGUGUCUGAUCGUGCUCACUUGUUAUUUGAUUUCCAUCAAGUAGUGGAUGGGCUUAGAGAAUCUGAGCUUGCUAAUUCUUUCAUUGGAACUACGAAGAGAGGCAUUGGACCUUGUUACUCAAACAAGGUGAUCCGGAAUGGGAUAAGAGUGAGUGAUCUGAGACAUAUGGAUGUUUUCCCCCAGAAGCUUGAUCUUUUAUUAUCAGACGCAGCUUCAAGAUUUCAAGGUUUUAACUGUGGCCCGGACAUGCUCAGGGAAGAAGUUGAGAAGUACAAGAGAUAUGCUGAAAGAUUGGAACCCUUCAUCGCUGAUACUGUGCAUGUCAUGCAUGAAUCCAUCUCUCAAAAAAAGAAGAUUUUGGUUGAAGGUGGUCAAGCUACUAUGUUAGAUAUUGAUUUUGGAACUUACCCAUUUGUAACAUCUUCUAGCCCAUCAGCGGGUGGGAUCUGCACUGGUCUCGGCAUUGCUCCUAGAGCCCUGGGUGAUUUAAUUGGAGUGGUUAAAGCUUACACUACAAGAGUUGGGUCAGGUCCUUUCCCAACAGAAAUCUUGGGUAAAGGUGGUGAUGUUCUUAGGUUUGCUGGACAGGAGUUUGGCACAACUACUGGCCGUCCACGACGUUGUGGCUGGCUGGAUGUGGUUGCACUGAAGUACUGUUGUCAGAUUAAUGGAUUUUCGUCUUUGAAUCUCACCAAACUUGAUGUUUUGUCGGAUCUUCCUGAAAUUCAGUUGGGGGUUUCAUACAAGCAGAUAGAUGGUACUCCAAUUAAAUCGUUCCCUUCAGAUCUUCGCGUUCUUGAGCAAUUAAAGGUGGAAUAUGAAGUUCUGCCUGGGUGGCAGAGUGAUAUUUCUUCCAUCAGAAACUACUCCGACCUUCCGAAGGCCGCACGUCAAUAUGUGGAGAGGAUAGAAGAACUUGUUGGUAUACCCAUCAAUUACAUUGGUGUUGGGCCUGGACGGGAUGCCCUUAUAUUCAAAUAGUUUUUUUUGUUAAAUAUAAAAUUUAUCGUCGGAUGUUCUUGAGUGAUUCUCAUAACAUGGGAGGCAAGGUGAAAGCUUCUGGUCUUUAGAAGAAUCAUACCCCCCUCCCCCCCUAAAGAAGAUGUGGGACCAUUUUUUUCUUAUAGGAAAUUAUCAAUCUGUUUUGUAGGCUGGUGAUGUAACAAUUAUGGAUUCUCCUACCAUGGAAGCUGGAUAUUUUGAUAUUUAUAAUUGUUUUGAGCUGUUUUGGGGAUUUUGAUUUCCUCUAUUAUGAGUCUGCAGAUCAUGUGGCAUUUUGAUAUCCUAUAAUUUGGAUGAAUUGGAUGCUUUGAUA
Messenger RNA from Malania oleifera, 1971 nucleotides. Its product is annotated as adenylosuccinate synthetase 2, chloroplastic. NCBI's taxonomy places the organism in Eukaryota, Viridiplantae, Streptophyta, Magnoliopsida, Santalales, Ximeniaceae. The transcript is spliced from 4 exons. Gene Ontology annotation, biological process: 'de novo' AMP biosynthetic process; IMP metabolic process. Gene Ontology annotation, molecular function: GTP binding; adenylosuccinate synthase activity. Gene Ontology annotation, cellular component: cytoplasm. The coding region runs from base 138 to 1637 and encodes 499 amino acids. The record is from RefSeq and is a predicted model, not a curated record.